AUGGCCUUCGCGGCCGCCAGGAUGAUCCUCAAGGACAAGCGUCGCAAGACGUCCAAGGAAGACUUCGCGCCUAGAAACCGAAGCAAGGCGCGCAACAAGCCCGCCGACGGCAGCGGCCACGUCAACCAGAAGGGCCAGGCUGGCCAGAAGGCGCCCGCGGCGGGCCAGAAGGCGGCGCAGAAGCCGGCGCAGAAGCCGCCCACGGCGCAGAAGGGCCAGGUGAAGGCGCAGCCCAAGGCGGCCAGCGUCAAGGGCGGCAAGAAGAACAAGAAGGGCCAGCGCCACCAGCAGCACGACCUCAUCGUCACCAUCAACCUGUCCGAGUACGGGCUGUCAGAGGACCAAGUGGCAGAGUUCAAAGAAGCCUUCAUGCUAUUCGACAAGGACGAGGACGGGACGAUCACCAUGGCCGAGCUGGGGGUCGUGAUGCGGUCCCUCGGCCAGCGACCGUCUGAGACCGAGCUGCGGGACAUGGUGAACGAGGUGGACCAAGACGGCAACGGCACGAUCGAGUUCAACGAGUUCUUGCAGAUGAUGUCCAAGAAGAUGAGGGGAGCCGAGAGCGGCGACGAGCUCAGGGAAGCAUUCAGGGUGUUCGACAAGAACAACGACGGCCUCAUCUCGUCCACCGAGCUGCGCCACGUGAUGACCAACCUGGGGGAGAAGCUGUCGGACGAGGAGGUGGACGACAUGAUCCGGGAGGCAGACCUGGACGGCGACGGCAUGGUCAACUACGAAGAGUUUGUCACAAUCCUCACAUCAAAAAAUUAGUCGUCGUCGUCAUCAUCAUCAUCACCCAUGACAACCAACGAGGCUCACCAACAACACAAGAUACUCGACGCCCUGUGGAAGACGUGCUAAUGAAGUCCAGUCUAGCGGCGGCGCGUCCGACGUCGAUGGAUGUCAGCUUCAGAUCCGCCUGUCAUCUCACAAAACAAAACUACGUUGACUGUGGCGACGUAGAAUGAUGUAUUAAUUGUAAUGUUUUUAAUGUUACCCCAAACGCAGCUAAAAAUCAAUGCCAACACCUACUAUAUUGUUAUAGUGAAAUAAUGAACAUAAUUAAUUAUUUCUGUAAAACACUGUUUUAUAUAUAAAAAAAUUAUGAAAAAUUCUUAUGCACGUAACUUAUAAAAAUAGGAAUCAUUAUGUAAUUCAUUAUAAUGUUGCAAAUGCAAAAAAAAAAUUGCAGUUUUCUAAUGAAAAAAUUACCAACACUAAAACAUGAGUGUUGGGAUUAAAAAAUUACAUACUUAUUUUGCACGUACAAUUUACCAUAAUGUGCAAAUAAUAUAUGUGCAAAUAGUGAACACCUUAUAUAUAUACACCUGAAUAUUUGCUGCAUAUUUUUGGGGAAUAGCUGUUGAUAGAUAGACAAUAAUAUUGUUGAUUUGUUAGAUGAAUAAAAUGUUGAAAAAUUUUUUUUUGUUACACUGAGCCAUGAGUUGAUUACAAUGCCUAUGUUGUUACAGAAAUCUAUUUGUGUUGACAAAUUCAGUUCCCUAAAAGAGUAAAUUUAAAAAUUUUAAAAUAUGGGGCACACAAAAUGAAGCUAUUUUGUGAUUGUUAUUUUUUAAACGCAACUUAUUUAUAUUGAAAAGACUAUAAAACCACAAGAAUUGUAAUCAAGUAAAUGUUAAAAAUAUUUGUGCAUAGAAAAAUGAGUAUGUGUUUUGUGAAACCCAGCAAAUCCUAGCCAAUAGAUUAAGAGAAAUGGAGAUGGCUGACGGCAAGCAUAGGGAAAUAUUUAAGAGGUAGGUGGAAUUCAUGUGAGUGUUAUAUUCAAUGUCACAUUUAAUGCUAUGUAAAUCUGUAGGUCAAGUAUACAAUUAAUGAAACAAUACAUUAAUUGAUUUUACAAGAGCUUUUGUAAGUAUUCAUUAAAUUUUUUUGAAAAGAAAUUUAUGGUGGCCGUGUAGAAUAAGCAGUAAUAGGUUUGUUAUCAGUGCAUUCUUUACAGAUAGUACAGUAGUGCCUUUUAUUUAAAGAUUUAUACAUAAACAGUUUUACAUGUUCGUUUCUUUCCGAACAUGUUUUUUUGUGAGGACCAUAGUGAAUUUUAGAGCAUUUGGUUCAUAACAGUGACUAAGAAUAAGGCUACGUUGUGCUGUAAAUUGUAGAUUGCAUGUUACAGAAACACACAUUUUGUGAGUAGCUUCUCUGUUGUUAUAUAUAUAUAUAUAUAUAUAUAUAUAUAUAUAUAUAUAAUCAUUGUUCCAUUUGCAGAGACCGUUUCUAAAUUCAUAAAAUAAAGUCAUUAAUUACCUAGUUUUGUUACAUUGUCUUUUUUUCUAUCUUUCAGAUCAGCAGCUAGUAUUACAUGUAUUUCAAUUUUUUAUUACACCUCAAAAUUUUUUUAAUUGUUAUAACUCUUUGUACAACAAAAUUUAACCUGUUUUUAAUGAUUUGAGUGAGAUUUUCAUAAGAACUUACAAAAUUUAUGUUUAAUUAAGUUUCAGAAACAAAUAUAAGGUAAUCUGUUAAGUUAUGUAACUAGGAUAAACAAUAGUUUACAAGGAAAGCUUUAGCAAAUAUUUACAUAGCAGAUAAUGAAAAUUAAUGCUAUCACGAUCAAAGUGUUGCUGAAAGCUGCGUGAAAGUGCAUGUGUGUGUUGUUGAGAUGGUUUUGAGAUAGUGCACAAGAAAUGGAAUCACAUGAGCUUUCAAAAGUGGUGCUCCAAUUCUGACUUUUAUGUACUGUAGCUAUAAAUGUACUUUUGACUUCAAGCCAUCAGAUGAUGGGUCAGCCCCAGUAUUUGUACAAUACCUCCUUAUCUAGUAUCUUCUAACCCUUUUCCUUUAAGGCUGAAUUUAAUAAUCAGCUUGUAACAGAAUCCUGCCACUCCCUCCUGAUUGUUUUUAUCUUUUAGAUGCAUAAAAGCAUAGCAUAAAAGACAGAACACCUAUUUGAAACUAGCUUCAAAAUUUUGACAGUACCUAAUGAACAUUUUAAUAACCACUAUUUUUUUUUAUUUUUACCUCCUUUAAUUUUAUUACUGCCUACAUUUUAUGCAAAUAUGAGAGAGAGAGAGAGAGAGAGAGAGAGAGAGAGAGAGAGAGAGAGAGAGAGAGAGAGAGAGAGAUAUAUAUAUAUUGCUUUACUAAGUGAAAGACCGACAUCUGGGGGUGGUUUCCAACUCCAGAGUAAAACAUUCCUGAUCGAGACACUUUGCCUCCGAUUGUCUGUCAUUCAGCAUAGAUACAGUCACACAAUGUUUACAGGCUUAGAGAAUGCAGCGAUGGCUUACCCCUUCUGUCAUACUCUUGUACUCUUUCCAACUAUCCCUUUCGUGUUUUCUCGCGUCCCUCCGAAUGUGCUGUACACAUCGGGCCAACGAACUUGUCUGUUUCACCUUUCUGGGCUGGCCUUGAAUGUGGCUGAAUUGGAUGUUACUGAGAAUAGAAAUGCCACAAAAAACUCUUGCACGCUUUCUGACGGUUUGUAAAGGCAUACAAUUAAAACUAACCUCGUAAAUAAAUAAUUUAAUAAAUAAAGUAUGUAACCUGUAGCUCAUUUCCUAGUAAAAUAUAAGAAUUUCUCUCGUUACCUUAGAAGACUCGUGAAUUAGUUCUGUUCAGCUCUCUCAAAUGUACAAAAACCAUAUAAUGACAAGAGAAAUAAAUCUAAACUUGCCACCUACAGAAUGUACUUAUAGAUAAUCACCCUAAUUCUCUACAAGUGUGUUUUAUUGGUGGUAAGUUAUGCUUUGAUUCAAGACAGUCCUUAAAUCUACAAUCUCUAAUAAAAGCUAAAAAUUCAAAGUUUAUCAUUAUAGCCUUGUGCGUAACAAUUGUUUCUCCAAAGAUUUUUUCUUCAAUCACUUUAUCACCUUUAACUCUAAUCAAAGUAAAUCACUAUCCAAUCAACAUUUUAUAAAAUAAAUUAUUUAUUUUAAAUGUUAAAACAUAUUUUACACUUAUUUUCAUGUAAAUAACAGUACCUUUAAAUAGUAUAAAACAGAGUUGUUAUCCAUGUCUGUCUGUCUGUCCACUUCUUCUAAACUACACGAUGGAUUUUGAUGCAAUUUUCACCAUCAUUUAGAGGAAUUCUUCCUGAAGGUUUAUGUGUAUAAUACAUUUAUAUUACAUUAUACAUAUUACAUAUAAUACAUUCUCAGUAUAUAAAUCUCGAUGUUUCGUAAUCAGUUCGUAAAAAAAUGCUUUUAGGGCGGUUACAUGGAUAAGCUGACUUAUACAUGAGUGAUUCAUACAAUUAAUGUGCUACAGAAUUGUAGGUCUUAAAAAGGCCUAAAGAAAAGUCCAGAAAAGCAUAUGUCUAUCUUCUAAGGAGGACUCACAAUAACAUUUUUAAAAAAUAAUGAGUUAUUUGCAAAGUUAUUUUGACCGACAGUGAACUAAUUAUUAUUCAAUUAAAUGUUAGUUACCUUAGGCAUUUAAUUUAGAACAAAACUGACUUUUACAUCAUAUCAUAUGCUACUUUUAAGUACUUACUUAUUAAAUUUAAAUAAUGCCACAUUAAUAGAUUGCAUCCGUGCAAAGCCCCCGGUUGACCUACCGAAAUUAUUUAUAAAUAAUGCUUGGGUUUAUCUGAUACGAUGAAAAUUACAACUUUAUUGUCAACACCUAUAAUUUAUAUGAAACCUUAAAAGUUGUGUUUCAUACGCAGAUCACGUUUACAUUUAUGGCCAUUAUGUCCACAGUAAUGUUCGCAGAUCACGUUUACAUUUAUGGCCAUUAUGUCCACAGUAAUGUUCACAAUUUUUUUUUAUAUUAUUUAAGUUUUCAUCAUUUUAAAAACCAGGAGUUUAAACACUUCACAAAUGGGAUGUAAGAAAAGUUACUGUAUCAAGAACAUAACAAAAUAUGAUGUUAAAAUUAACUUCCAAAACAUCACAAAAUCAUUUGAUUGCAUUUUAGUUAAUGGACAGUAAAAUCCUCUUACGUAAACUUCCUACAUAGUAAGUUUAAACAAUUUAGCACUAGACCUAUUAACAUUGUACUGUGUUAAUGAGUCUAAACUCUUUAAGUACCUACCUUGAGAAACUUCUUUACAGGGCUUUACUGUUUUACAGAAUUGUCAUUUAUGAUAUUCAAAAUACCAUUAUAUCAUUUAUGUACAUAACCAAAAUAAUACAGGAAACAUGACUAAUAUUAAAUAAUACAAAAAGUAAUUAAUUAUUGCAAACUUAAAAAAAUGGGAAUGGCUUGCUAAUGCCAAUCAAAAGAAUGCUCUCACAAAAAAUAUCCACGGAAAUAUAAGAAUGGUUAAUUUUUGUCUGCAAAUAGUCACUAUUUUCACAGUAAAAUAAUGUAUUGCACAAGUGCUUUUAAGUCCCUACAAAGACACGAGAUUAAAAAUAUUCUGAAUUUGUACAAUAUUUAUGUAAAUGGAAAAUGCUAUUCAAUUCUUCAUUUACUCACAGCACAUUACCUCGUAAUCAGUGGUACCAACAUCACCACUAUGGCAACACAUCUAUGGAAAAACGAACUAAAAGUUUGUUUCCAGCGAAGCAGUUGCCCUAACUAAGGAACAUGCUCUACCCUCUGCACAUAAACAAGUUUCAAACCUAAAAUAAACCUAGAAGGAAAAUUUUUAACUGUUUUGAUAUUGCUAUCAUGAUCUAAUACACAACUACCACUAGCGUCACUUCAAGCAGAUGUUUCCAGAUAACAUAAUUUCUGGAAUAACUGCCAAGAUGCACACAUUUCUAGAAAUUCCCAAGAGAAAUUAUCUAUUAUAAAUAUCUAUAAAUGCUAAUUAUUUUAUCCUACCCCUGUACCUCUCCCUUAAAAAUAAAGUUUUAAACUAUGUACUAUAAAGGAACUGUAAAAAGUAAUUUUUAAAGUAUUAGAAAUUAUGCAACUUAAAAUAAAACAAAAAACUUAAAAAAUAUAUUAAAAUGUACUGCUUGUAAGGUAGCAUGGAACAUGUAAAAUUUUGUGUGUAAAAAAUAAGUUUAAAAAAUUAUAAAGAAAAUAAAUGAUGCACUUAAGGUUUAGUGAGAUUGUUGAGAGAAAAAAAAAGUUUCAAAAAGACAUAAAUAUAUUCAUGCAAUAGUGUGUGAAGUAUGAAUGUUACGUGUUAAGAGUGGUGUAUUUUGUGUUAAAAAACUGUUCUAUGAAGAAAAAAAAAAUCUAGGCACAUAGUUAAUGCAAAAAUAUGACGUUGUUACUGUAUACCUGUCAGAAUUAUGUGGUACUUUGUAAAAAAAAAGUGAUACAAGAGAAAAUACAUCAUUUUUACAAAAUGGCA
Molecule: messenger RNA, 6214 nt
Organism: Bacillus rossius redtenbacheri
Lineage: Eukaryota; Metazoa; Arthropoda; Insecta; Phasmatodea; Bacillidae
Product: calmodulin-A-like
Exons: 7
Coding region: 1-771 (256 amino acids)
Cellular component (GO): myosin II complex
Molecular function (GO): calcium ion binding
Source: RefSeq, a predicted model, not a curated record